AUGGAUAUUCAACCUAUUCCGAGCAAUCUUCAGGGAGAUAAGAAUCUGAACAGGUGUAUCCAGUCAUAUCCAGACAAUGCCCAUUUAGAUGAGAAUCUGAACAUGGGUACUGCUUUGAAUCCUUGUAGUGAGGAGAGAGAGACGGGUGGUGCAUUGACCCGAUAUAUUUUAGGAUUUGAACCUACCUGUAGUACAGGGGCCAUUGUAGGCUUUGGCAGUGAGAGUACUAGCAGCAGCACUGGGCUGCAAUUUAUAGAGAAAGCUGAGGGUGCUGAAAGUGUUGCCAAGGAGGAAGUACCCCAUGAAGCUUUGGGCUUCGCUCUUAGUUAUCUGGGAGUCAAGGACCUUCUGUCGGUGGAAAGGGUUUGCAGGUCUUUGUGUUCAACAGUUCAAGGUGAUCCCUUGUUGUGGAGGACUCUCAACAUUGAUCAGCCACUGAAUGAGAGGAUCACCGAUGAUGUGCUACUGCAAUUGGCUACCAGAGCUCAAGGUAAUCUCCAGUGCCUGAGCUUGGUGGAGUGUGCGAGGAUCACAGAUGAUGGUUUGAGGCGUGUGCUUGAAACUAAUCCACGGUUGACUAAGCUGUGUGUUCCUGGAUGUACAAGGCUUACUAUUGAAGGUAUUCUAAAUAAUCUCAAGGCGUUCAACUCUGAUAAAGGUGUCCAAGGUAUAAAGCACCUGAGAAUUGGAGGGUUAUAUGGGGUGACAUAUGAACAUUUUGAGGAGUUGAAGUUAUUACUGGGUGCUGAUAACAAAAAGCUCCAAAAUCAUUACAAACCGCACUUCUAUAAUCGGGAUAAUUUUUAUCUUCUGUGCGAUGAUGAUCGUGCGAUUGAUAUUGAAAUGUGCCCAAGAUGUGAAAAACUGAGGCUGCUUUAUGACUGUACAGCCAAGAGCUGUCAGGUUGAAGAUAAUGCUGCUCAAGUCUGCAGGGCAUGCACACUUUGUAUAUCGAGGUGUGUGCAGUGUGGUCGGUGUGUUAACAAUACUGAAUAUGAAGAAAAUUUCUGUUUGGAAUUGAUCUGCGCAGACUGUUUUAAACAGCCAGAUAGGGGAUGUUGCUUAUCCAUUUAG
Messenger RNA from Fraxinus pennsylvanica, 1074 nucleotides. The record is from the annotation of a GenBank genome assembly. NCBI's taxonomy places the organism in Eukaryota, Viridiplantae, Streptophyta, Magnoliopsida, Lamiales, Oleaceae.